UCUCUCUCUCUCUCUCGCGUCCGCAAAAUGUGAUUUGUGAAGUUGGUACCUUCUCUUGACGAUGCAAAUACCUCUUCCAGCGAAUCUCCAAAAGCAGUCUUUCUUCCGCAAUCAGACACAUCUCAAAAAGGACUGGAAUUCAAUCAUCAAACACCACACGAAGCUCAAAGACGACCAUGCAAUUCUCUACACAUAUGCCCAAAUGGAAUCACUCAGCAUACCACCCGAUAACACCACUCUCCCUCUCGUUUUCAAGGCCUGUACGAGGCUGAAUGCUGUGGAGAAGGGCAAGAGGAUUCAUUCUACCAUUAAAGGUACUCCUUCGAUGGAAGAUGUCCGGGUUGGAACUGCUGUUAUGGAUUUUUACUGCAAAUGCGGGUUUCUAAAAGAAGCUCGUCACUUGUUUGACGAAAUGUGCGAUAGAGAUUUGGUAUCGUGGAACGCGAUGAUAUCUGGGUAUGUGAGUUGUGGGUUCUAUAAGGAGGCGAUUGUCUUGUUUUUGGAUAUGCAAAGGAAAGGCUUGAAACCCAAUUCAAGGACAGUGGUUCAGCUGCUUUUAGCGUGUAGAGAGGUCUCCGAAUUGAGAUUGGGUCAGGAGAUACACGGUUAUUGUACUAGGAAUAGAUUGUUUGAUUCAGAUCCUCAUGUGGGUACUGCUUUAAUUGGGUUUUAUUUGCAAUUUGAUGUGAGAAAAUCUUGCCUAGUGUUUGAUUCAAUGUUAGCGAGGAAUAUUGUGAGUUGGAAUGCAAUGAUUAAUGGAUAUGUCGAAGUUGGGGAUUCAUCAGAAGCAUUGAAUCUUUUUCUUGAAAUGCUUAGGGAUGGUGUUAAGUUUGAUUCUGUUUCAAUUUUAGCUGUUGUUCAGGCUUGUGCUGAGAUAGGAUCUUUUGAAUUGGCAAUGCAAAUCCAUCAAAUUGCAAUUAAGUGUGACUUUUACGGAAAUGACUUGUUCAUAAUGAACGCAUUAAUUAACAUGUAUAGUGAGAUUGGAAGUUUAGAAUUAGCUAGUAAGUUAUUUGAUAUCGUCCCUGCUUAUGAUGUUGCUUUGUGGAAUUCUAUGAUUGCUGCAUAUAAUGACUCUGGCUAUUACGAAGAAGCUACUAGUUUGUUUUGUGAAAUGAGAGCAGAAGGCAUCCAGGAAGAUGAAAGAACUAUUGUGAUUAUGCUGUCCUUAUGUGCAGCUUUAGCUGAUGGCUUGAAAAAGGUUAAGAGCUUACAUGCUCAUGCGAGGAAGAGUGGGAUGAAAUUGGAUGUUUCUCUGGGAAAUUCAUUGUUGGGUGUGUAUGCAGAACUCAAUUGUGUUGAAUCUGUUCAAAAGGUCUUUGCUGAGAUGAGUAAUGUAGAUGAGAUUUCAUAUUACACGUCGAUCUCCACAUUGGCCUCUAAUGAUAUGAUAACUGAAGCAUGGGAACUCCUGGGGAUGAUGCGAGAUUCUGAAACUAAACCCAACUCGUACACAAUGAUAUCUAUCCUUGCUACUUGUAAGGAUGAAACUUGUCUAAAUAUUGGCAGAUCGAUUCAUGGCUUUGCGAUAAAACAUGGUAUUCAAAUGAACACAUCUUUGAAUACUGCACUCACUGAAAUGUACAUGAAUUGUGGUGAUGAAGUAGCAGCAAGGAACCUGUUUGAGGCCUGUCCCAACAGGGAUUUGAUAUCCUGGAAUGCUUUGAUUGCUAGUUACAUUAAAAACAACCAAGCGCACGAAGCUCUGUUACUUUUCAAUCGCAUGAUCUCAGAGGUGGAACCUAAUGCGGUGACUAUCAUAAAUGUUCUCUCAUCGUGUACUCAUCUUGCGAAUUUGCCUCAAGGCCAAUGUCUGCACGCAUAUAUAACACGAAGGCAGUCCUCUCUUGGUUUUGAUUUUUCACUUGCAAAUGCCUUUAUCGCAAUGUAUGCAAGGUGUGGUAAUAUGAAAAGUGCUGAAACGAUCUUUAGAACUUCACCAAGCAGAAAUGUCAUUACAUGGAAUGCCAUGAUAACUGGCUAUGGUAUGCAUGGUCGAGGAACUGAUGCUAUUCUUGCUUUCUCCAAAAUGUUAGAAGAUGGUCUCCAACCAAAUGGUGUAACUUUUCUAUCUGUUCUAUCCGCCUGCCGCCAUUCAGGGUUGAUAGAUAUAGGAUUACAGCUUUUUCAUUCCAUGGUCCAAGAUUUUAAUGUAACCCCUGAGCUUGCUCACUAUGGUUGUGUGGUUGAUCUUCUUGGUCGGGAGGGCCGAUUAGAUGAAGCUAACAAAUUCAUCAAAUCGAUGCCUUUUGAACCAGAUGCAACAGUGUGGAGAGCUCUGCUCAGUUCUUGUCGAGUUCAGUCCAACACUGAAGUAGCUAAAGCCGUUUUUGAAAAUCUUGUCGAAUUGGAACCAUUAAAUGCUGGGAAUUAUAUUUUGCUAUCUAACAUCUAUGCUGCAGCAGGUCUCUGGUCCGAGGUCAGAAAAGUAAGAACAUGGCUGAAAGAGAAAAGCUUAAGAAAGCCUCCUGGAAUUAGUUGGAUUGUGAUUAGAGAUCAGGUUCACUCUUUUACUGCAGGAGAUACAUCACACCCUCAGUCUGAAAAGAUUUAUGCAAAUUUAACUUCUUUGUCAACCUUGCUCAAAGAUGCUGGAUAUGUUCCUGAUUUGUCUUGGUUUUUACUGCAUGCUGAAGAGAGUGAGACUGAAUCUUAAGGGUUUUAUUAUUAUUAUUUAGUGUUUGCAUUGAUCUUCUUCAAAGGUUGAAACUGUCCAUCAUGGAUGCACUGAAUCAU
Molecule: messenger RNA, 2736 nt
Organism: Tripterygium wilfordii
Lineage: Eukaryota; Viridiplantae; Streptophyta; Magnoliopsida; Celastrales; Celastraceae
Product: putative pentatricopeptide repeat-containing protein At3g01580
Exons: 1
Coding region: 62-2656 (864 amino acids)
Biological process (GO): RNA modification
Cellular component (GO): intracellular membrane-bounded organelle
Molecular function (GO): RNA binding; protein binding
Source: RefSeq, a predicted model, not a curated record